Mus caroli (Ryukyu mouse) is the source of this 871-nucleotide messenger RNA. Its product is annotated as major urinary protein 5. The record is from RefSeq and is a predicted model, not a curated record. NCBI's taxonomy places the organism in Eukaryota, Metazoa, Chordata, Mammalia, Rodentia, Muridae. Gene Ontology annotation, molecular function: odorant binding; small molecule binding.
GUCAUCUGAAAGACCUGGUCCAGAGAGACAGACAGUUCUAUUCCCUACCAAAAUGAAGCUGCUGCUGCUGCUGCUGCUGUGUUUGGAACUGACACUAGUCUGUGUCCAUGCAGAAGAAGCUAGUUCUGAGGGACAGAACUUAAAUGUAGAAAAGAUUAAUGGGAAAUGGUUUUCUAUUCUCCUGGCCUCUGACAAAAGAGAAAAGAUAGAAGAACAUGGCAGCAUGAGAGUUUUUAUCGAGUACAUCCAUGUCUUGGAGAAUUCCUUAGCUUUUAAUUUCCAUACUGUUAUAGAUGAAAAGUGCACUGAAAUAUAUUUGGUUGCUGACAAAACAGAAAAAGCUGGUGAAUAUUCUGUGACAUAUGAUGGAUUCAAUACAUUUACUAUACUUAAAACAGACUAUGAUAAUUAUAUCAUGUUUCAUCUCAUUAACAAAAAGGAUGAGGAAACCUUCCAGCUGAUGGAGCUCUAUGGUCGAGAACUAGAUUUGAGUUCAGAUAUCAAGGAAAAGUUUGCAAAACUAUGCGAGGAGCAUGGAAUCAUUAGAGAAAAUAUCAUUGAUCUAACCAAUGUCGAUCGCUGCCUCCAGGCCAGAGAAUGAAGAAUGGCCUAAGCCUCCAGUGUUGUGUGGAGACUUCUCACCAGGACUCCAGCAUCAUCCCUUCCCUUCCAUACAGCAUCGGGUGACAAGUUCUGUGAUCUGGUUCCAUCAUGUUUCACAGAGAAGUCCAAUCCUGGUCUCUCCAGCAUAUUACCUAGGAUAACUCAACAAGAAUCAAAAACUAUCUUUAAAUUUCUCUUUGACACACCCAUGACAAUUCUCCUUGAAUUUCUUCCUCUUCCUGUUCAAUAAAUGAUUACACUUGCACUU